CGAGCCUAGGAAUACCAGUGUGGUCGGUAUUGACAGUCGAUCCACUGUAUGGAAAACUCCAAAUCUUGUUUCUGGCUGUUUUUUCUCUUGGACAAGGUACCAGGUAUCCUUCCAUUUCAAAAAGACACCUUGAUGAAAGAUACCUGUGCAUGAGUGAGUGCAACCAACUCCACAGUUGGCCCAAUGAGACAAAGCUGCUUCUCACUGCAAAUACUGCAAAGCAAAUUGUGGACAAACUUUCUUCUGCUGAAACUAACUGAAUCUAACUGUUUUGUGAUUGGCUGAUUAAAUGAGGAAGAUUUAUUGUCCGUUUAUUUCGUCAGCUUUCAAAUCGACCAUGGUGUCAUUUCCCAAACUCCACAGGAACUCUGUGGCCUAUGCCCUCAUCAGUUUAGCCUCGGGGAUGAUGGGCUCCAUAUUUGGUUUCUACUACGUCAAUAUCUUCUUGAAUCGUUACAAGAUUGAAGAGUCCUGGUUCCAGGCCAGUCAGGUUCUCUACAUGAUCUGGAACGCUAUCAACGACCCACUGUUCGGUUACUGGCAGGAUAACUUCCAGGGCGAGUGCUUCAAAACACGGAGUUCAGCCAUCAAAUAUGGUGCGUUGCUGUGGGCGAUAUCCUUCCUGAUCCCAUGGUUCCCAUGGACAAGUGAUCCUGCCAACACAGUCAUCAUUGGGAUUCAUUUGACUGUGUCUUUGUUUAUGUGGGAUGCUCUCUUGACCUCCGUCCUGUUAGCGCAGUGUGCUGUCUUUACGGAGAUGUCCAAAAAGACCGAGGAUCGUAUGAGGCUCGUCCGCUACACCCAGGUCGCAUCGUUUGUUGGUCACUUCUCUGUAUUUGUUACCGAAUAUUUCUCAUCCAAUUUGAAAAAUUAUCGAACAUUUCAAGGCAUGACUAUCAUCAUCGCCAUCAUAGCAUGGCUGUUGCUAAGAUACGCUGGCGACAAUGUUCUGACGGAAUACGAUCAAACGCUGCCAGACGUCAAUGGCGACAAGGAGGUUGUGAAACCUGGAACAGGUGGAACUGGCUGGCGUGCAUAUUUUAAACUAACGUGGCAGAUCAUGAAGAACGGGAAUUUCGUUUGCUUUGUUCUAACAAACUUCCUGACCAUAUUUUGUUCAACAUACAAUGGGAACUUUUCACGAAUCAUCUGCAACUAUCUGAUACCGGAGACAGACCUCUCAUCGUUCUGGCGGAGUGCCCUCUAUGGUUCAUUCAUGGUAGUACCCUCGUUGACGGUAUUCCUGGGUUCAACGGUUGUUGCCAAGGUUGGCUACUACAGGAUCAUCAAGUGUAACUUCAUCCUCCAGAUAUUAGUUGCAGCUACUAUGUACUUCUUAGGACGUGAACACACCUGGCUGCUGGCUGCCUUCUUCCUCAUUGAAAUUACGAUAUCUGCAUCUUCAUUUGCUCUCUACAACUUACCAUUGUCUGACAUCAUUGAGGAAGACAGAAUCAUGUACGGCCGAAGCCACCCAGUCUCCGCCAUGGUGUACGGAACCAACGCUCUCAUCACCAAGUCGGCUAAUUCGUUUCCCCCGAUGGUUGCGGUGAUGGUCUUCAACAAACACGGUUACAAUCAGCUGCGCGAUGGAAAGUUGAAAGUUGGUCCAGAGCAGAAUGAUCUCUUCGAUACCAUGUUCUUUCUGACUUGUCUUAUUCCUGUUAUCAUGGGCUUUCUCCAGUUGAUUGUUUGGUCGUUCUAUAGGAUUCGUAACAGUCACACGGUCGAUGCUAAACACUUGGAGGCAGCCACUUAUUAAAAACGGCUAUGACAUUCAUGAAGGCAUUGAGCUGGCAAAGAACACUGGUUGAAAGCAAGAAUAUAAGCAUUAGAUUUGUUACAUGUUAUAUCUUUUCAAAGAAAAUGUAUUCUGGGGAUGGCAGGCCGAUAACUGUGAUUAAAAAUGCCUCGAUGGUCAGUGCAGUACUUUCAGCUGGCCUGAAAUGGCCAGUUGAGUGUAGCACAGCACUCCUUGGUUUUCACAGAAAGGCUUUCAAUGUGGCAAAUGAAUGUGAACUGCUUUGAGACUGUACAUUUGUACACUCUGUAGUGCACUCUGUAGUGCAAUAUAGGAACUUUCAUGCUGUAGAUGUUAGUAUGAGGUGGACAUGGGUGGGUAACUUGGUGCUGGGUUUAUGAUUCCUGAGACAGAGGUUGAACGUUCUCUGUCACAUUAUUACAUAGAGUAUGAUCUUGUCUAGCCUGAUGUGGCAAAAUGAGCCACCCUGACUCCAAAACCCACGAUCUAUAUAGCAAGAACCGGACCAAGGGAAAGGGGGUUUGCAUUGUUAUUCCAAGUGCCAUAAAAUUGUGUAUGUUAAUAUGUUAUUUGUCUGACAAAGUCAGAAGCCCUAUUUAGCGAGGAUGCAGAGACAACUGCCCCCCAGAUGUCAGGGCUGAUUGGGACAGUUAAGCGGUGUUAUGCUCCCCCCCCACCUGAGGGUUGAAUACGGCCCGUUUGUUAUCUUUGUUUCAUUGUACUUAAUGUGCCAUAUGUUUCUGGCAGUCAGAACAAUAAUGUGUGGAGAGAAAUAAAAGCUAGACUAGUGGGUAUGAAAUGGACAAGAGGAAUUAUAUAGAUCUCUUGGAAAUAUAUGUAUACAUGUA
Lineus longissimus is the source of this 2610-nucleotide messenger RNA. Its product is annotated as transmembrane protein 180-like. The transcript has 5 exons. Lineage: Eukaryota; Metazoa; Nemertea; Pilidiophora; Heteronemertea; Lineidae. The record is from RefSeq and is a predicted model, not a curated record. Bases 290 to 1762 code for a protein of 490 amino acids.